AUGCCGGACUGUAUUUGUGUCGCGGCCAAUGUCUUGCUCCUCUGCGUCCUUGGGCGUGACCCCAAGCAGUUGAAGCCGGUAUUGUCGGCCCACAUCGAAACAGACGAGUGCGGCAACCUCCAUAAUCGCUUCGCCGAAGAUAGGGGGAAGGUGGAUAUGGAAAAGGGGCUGUGUGAAGGAUCCAAGCAUCUUGCAGCACAAGUUCGGGGGAUGAAGUUCGCCCCGGAAAAGAGCGAACUGAUCCAUUUCAACAAGGGGCGACGGCAGUGGUCAAACCAGCUGGAACUCACCAGCCCAGGAAGAGGCACCAGCCCCGUCAGACCGAAGGAGUCUGCCAGGUUCCUGGGAGUCUGGCUGGACCGGAAGCUCAACUGGAAAGCCCACCUGGCAGCGGUGGAGAGGAAGCUGAGGACCCAGAGCUAUGCCCUGUCGAGGCUAGCGGCGUCGACGUGGGGACUGGGGCUAGCCAAAGCGCGAGAAGUGUACACAAAGUGCAUCCGGUCAGCGCUGGCCUAUGGCGCAUCGUCGUUCCACAUCCCCACGGAUGUGGGAGGCGAGCCGGUAAAGAAAGGCACCACCAAGGCUCUCGGGAAGGCCCAGAACAAAAGCUUGCGGAUUGUAGCGGGAGCCUUCAAGCACACUCCCAUCCGCAACCUCGAGACGGAGACAUGGGUGCCACCGUUGGACCUAUAUCUCAACAAACGGCUUGCGGACUUUGAGACCAGACUCCAGCGAACCGACCUAGAUGACGGCCAAGACGGCAAGAAGACCGCAGGGAGCGUUAUUCUUACCACUGUAGCAAGAUACAGCAGAGACUACGCUCGAGGAGCGGCAACAGGGGCCGGCCGCGAACCGUAG
Molecule: messenger RNA, 858 nt
Organism: Chaetomium globosum CBS 148.51
Lineage: Eukaryota; Fungi; Ascomycota; Sordariomycetes; Sordariales; Chaetomiaceae
Exons: 3
Coding region: 1-858 (285 amino acids)
Source: RefSeq, a predicted model, not a curated record